UUCACAACCAUGCUGGACGUACCUAACCACCCGCUUCAACCUCUGAGUAUCGACACCAACAUCACUUAUGCCUUGGAUUUGUCCAAGUUCCCAGGUCUGGAUGACCCACAACAUAUGUACCAGCCUGCUCUGUUGAUAGCCACUGACUGGAGCGACUACGUCUACCAUGACGCACAUUGUGUCAAAUAUGACGCAGAGGAUUCAGCAACUUCGGACAACUUAGACGAUUUAUUUGUAGACGACUUACAUUUCUUAAUUGAAUCAAGCGAGGCGUUCUUCACAGAUGUCAGCAGCAGCAACAUCAUUGACGAUCAAACUUUCCAGACUCUUUUGGAUGACGUCAUUGCAGACAGAGACGUCAUCGCGGCCAUUGACAUCGAUCCUGGCACUCUAAGCAACAUAACGGAACCUCUAGAAAACAUCUGGGAUUGCCUUGAUGAUGAAGUUCUUUUCCACACAGACAAAACAGAGCAGCACACAUGUCACGACGCAGUAUUUGUCUCAAAAGAACAAUUACCUCCCUUUGUGUCAUGUAUCAGGGGACAAAAACGACGCCGAAAUGACGAGAGCGAAAACGAGGUUGCCAACAAGAAAUCGAAAAAGGCGGAUAUAUCGUCUCUGCAUAUUCCAACAAUAGUUUCAGUUUGUUCAAGGUCAAAUGGGUGUGAACUCCAGAGGCAAUCAUAGUAGAGAAUUUCUUAAAUAUCUUAUUUUGUGCCCAAUCAAUCUCAGUGCUUUGACAUUUUGUUGACUUCGAAUUACUUGGAAAACUCCAUAUAGUGCAUUUGUACCAAGUGACCUAUAGUUCUAUUUGUAUUAUACAUGUGUAUGAAACACUAUUAUUAUAUACAAACAUUCAAUGACCAUUACACUAUUUUGCGCACUUAGUGCCAUUUUAUAUUGAUAUUAUUUACAUCUGUUAUUUAUCUACAAUGUUCU
Haliotis rufescens (red abalone) is the source of this 939-nucleotide messenger RNA. RefSeq lists its product as uncharacterized. The record is from RefSeq and is a predicted model, not a curated record. Lineage: Eukaryota; Metazoa; Mollusca; Gastropoda; Lepetellida; Haliotidae. The transcript has 2 exons. Bases 10 to 687 code for a protein of 225 amino acids.